This is a messenger RNA of Micropterus salmoides (largemouth bass), 5148 nucleotides long. It is a transcript of the gene prdm10, whose product is annotated as PR domain containing 10. Gene Ontology annotation, molecular function: protein binding. The record is from RefSeq and is a predicted model, not a curated record. Gene Ontology annotation, cellular component: nucleus. Lineage: Eukaryota; Metazoa; Chordata; Actinopteri; Centrarchiformes; Centrarchidae. Bases 902 to 4435 code for a protein of 1177 amino acids. The transcript is spliced from 22 exons.
GACUUGAAGGGCUGGGCUCAACUAGAAUGGGGGGACGGGUGGAUCUACCCAAAUAAUAACGGCUUUUACUGCCUCCAAAACCACCUUUGUUAAAAAUCGCAGAAUAUGGUCCACGUCUUUGGACUUGACAAGUUAUGUUUGGCUUCAAGGUCGACCCCACAUUGCGACUAUAUGGCUGUAAUGCUAAUGUUGCGGUGCAGUAAAUGCCCGGGUUUCUAUAGCGCUGUUUUUUGUGGUAUGGUCCAGUUGGGACUGAGAACCUGCGGGGUUAAAAUAGGGGGGAAUCGACUUCAUUAUUGAUUAUACCAACUACAUUUCUGAAUGAGUUUAGAGUGUCGUGAUUUUUUACGGUGGCUUUUGUUCCGACAUGCGGUUGUAUUUAGACACCGUUUGCCGGGCGGCCUCGUCAGCAAACGAUGACCGCGUUUUUCCUCGUACCCCCGCAGAGAGUCUUGUGUGACCGCUCGUGUUCAUGUCCUGUCAGCCGAGCGAAGCUGUCUGUCUGACUGGAGACCCAAAAUCUCGGUUGCAGAUGGCACGUGGGGUUGAAUUCAGUGCCACUUUGCUGAGAGAUUGCUGCUGCAGUGCCUCAUUGUUGCAGACAAACAGCUCCCCCCCCGGCAUGAGAUUAGUGCAGACCAUACACAUUUAGACAUUUUUCAUAAUGUUAAUUUUUGACAUGAUGCAUCAAGACAUCUAAUGUUUACAUCUGCCAGUCUCAAAUUCAUAUUAAAAUUAAAAACAGCCAUCCUUAUUUUACUUUAUUAUCACCAUGUUGCAUUAUUAUUAUUGUUGAGAUCACCCACAUCCUCUUAUCUGUGUGAAUUACAGGCAUCCUUGGCUCUCUCCAGAGUGAAGUGAUAGGUGACACGCUUGGCCAGAGGCCUGGCACCGUGCUGCCAUGGAGACCAAGCAGGAAGCCUCUGCUGUGUGGAGUCAGACUGCUAGCAACGAUUCAGAAAACGGCACACAGGUGCAUUUCGAAGGCGGUACAGUGGCCCAGAUAGUGUACAGUGGAGAUCAGGUGGACCGCGGACAGCAGCAGGUGGUUUACACAGCAGACGGGAACUCCUAUACCUCCGUAGAAUCUGCAGAGCAUACACUGGUCUACAUACACCCUGCAGAUGGCACUCAGACUGUAUUUGCUGAUCAGCCACAAGUGGCUUAUAUUCAGCAGGAUGGUACGACUCAACAGGUCACAGUUUUGCUGCCCAGUGGACAGAACAUGAAUGCUGCUAAUCUGCAUGUUCUCAGUAAUGUAGCAGAGGCUCCCCAAGCUAUCCUGGAGCCAGUUUCCCAGGAGCAGCUGUCUGCUUCCAAUUCACUCGCCUCCAUGGCUGACAUGGCGGACCCCCCCACCAGUCCCCUUGGGGCCACAGACUCAACGGACGAUUCUGACGAGGAUGAGGAUGAAGACUCUGAUAUGGACGACUGGGAACCUCGUGAGCAUCAAUCAUUCAACCCUCACAGCCUCUGGUGUGAGGAGUGUAAUAAUGCCAACCCCUCUGUGUGUCUGAAACACGGCCCUCUGCACCCCAUCCCCAACCGGCCGGUGAUGUCCAAAGCCCGGGCCAGCCUGCCUCUGGUCCUCUACAUUGAUCGUUUCCUGGGCGGGGUGUUCUCCAAGAGACGCAUCCCAAAGCGCACGCAGUUUGGUCCGGUGGAGGGACCCCUGGUUCCUCAGAGCGAACUGCAGGAACACUACAUUCAUCUGAAGCUGUGCAUGCUGGAUGCAGAGAAAGAUGGAGAAAAGUCCAACGACAUGUGGUUGGACCUUUCUGAUGAGGACAGCUGCAACUGGAUGAUGUUUGUGAGACCUGCUCAGACCCACCUGGAGCAGAACCUGGUGGCCUAUCAGUACGGCUCAGAGAUAUUUUACACAACCAUCAAGAACAUCCAACCCAAACAAGAGCUCAGGGUAUGGUAUGCGGCAUCAUAUGCAGAGUUUGUCAAUCAGAAGAUCCACAAUGUUACAGAAGAAGAGAGAAAAGUGCUCCGGGAGCAAGAGAAGAACUGGCCAUGUUACGAGUGUAACCGCCGCUUUGUGAGCUCUGAACAACUGCAGCAACAUCUCAACAUGCAUGAUGACAAGUUAAACUCUGUUACCAGAUCCAGAGGCCGGGGUCGAGGAAGGGGCAGGAGGAGAUUUGGGACAGGAAGAAGACCGGGACGCCCGCCUAAAUUUAUACGACUGGAUCCACCAGUAGACGCUGUUGGGGACAAGACAACGGAGAUGCUUGAGUUGACGGAGAAGCCGCUGGAGGAGCGAGCGGAGGGAGCUCAGAACGGGCUGAAGGUGGUGGAGAUGGAGCCCGAGGUGGAGACUGGGAAUGAGGCAGAGGGCCAGCUUAUACCUCCUGCGGGGGAACCGGUCCCAGAGUCCGUCAGCCCCCCAUCCAACACGGACCUGUCAGUUUCACUUAAGGACGAUCCGGCACAGAGUAGCCAAUCAGAUGCCCACCUCACAUCUCAGGACAUGCGUCGAGCCAAGAGGAUACGGAAUGCAGCACUGCAGCACCUUUUCAUCAGGAAGAGUUUCCGUCCUUUUAAAUGCACCCACUGUGGCAAGGCUUUCCGGGACAAAGACAAGCUGGAUCAGCACCUGCGGGUCCAUGGGCGAGAUGCCUACACCUUUUCCUGCCACAUUUGCAGCAAGAGCUUUAUGAGUGACUCAGCCCUGGAGGACCAUCUGCUGGUGCACACGGAGAACCGGACCUACUCUUGUCUCUUAUGCCCAGAAACGUUUGAAAAACUGGAAAUGCUCAAAGACCACGUAGGAGUGCAUGCUGUAAAUGGCUGCUUCACCUGUCCUUCCUGCAAGAAAACAUUUACGGACUUCAUCCAGGUGAAGAAGCACAUCCGCUGCUUCCAUUCAGAGAAGGUCUUUCAGUGCCCAGACUGUGAAAAGGCCUUCUGCCGGCCGGACAAGCUGCGUUUGCACAUGUUACGCCACUCUGACCGCAAGGACUUCCUGUGCUCAACAUGUGGCAAACAAUUCAAGAGGAAAGAUAAGCUGCGGGAGCACAUGCAGCGCAUGCACAAUCCUGACAGAGAGGCCAAGAAAGCUGACAGAAUCCAUCGCUCCAAAUCCCUCAAACUGAAGAUGCCCACCACCGACUUUGAGAGCUUCAUGUUCAAAUGCAGAGUGUGCAUGAUGGGAUUCAGACGCAGGGGAAUGCUGGUCAAUCAUUUGUCCAAGCGUCAUCCAGAGAUGCGGAUUGAUGAUGUGCCUGAGCUAACGCUGCCAAUUAUCAAGCCCAACAGGGAUUACUUCUGCCAGUAUUGUGACAAGGUGUAUAAGAGUGCCAGCAAGAGGAAAGCCCACAUACUAAAGAACCACCCCGGGGCAGAAUUGCCUCCUAGCAUACGUAAGUUGCGUCCGGCUGCUCCUGGUGAGCCAGACCCCAUGUUGAGCACACACACCCAGCUGACUGGCACGAUCGCCACUGCACCAGUCUGUUGCCCACACUGUGCCAAACAGUACAGCAGCAAGACUAAGAUGGUUCAGCACAUCAGGAAGAAGCAUCCAGAGUUUGCCCAACUCGCCAACGCCAUCCAGGCUCCUCUGACUACAGCUGUAAUCAGCAGUGCUCCUGCUGUCAUCAGUGCAGACGGUACCACAGCUGAGGCUGUAGUGACCACAGAUUUGCUGACCCAGGCCAUGACGGAGCUUUCUCAAACGCUGACCACAGACUUCCGCGCAGCACAGGGAGACUAUCAGAGGAUCCAGUACAUACCCGUGUCUCAGGCAGGAGGCAGCCUGUCCCAGCCGCAACAUAUUCAGCUGCAGGUGGUGCAGGUGGCUCCGGCUUCCUCCCCACAUUCACAGCACCCGACAGUAGAUGUGAGCCAGCUGCAUGACCCUCAUGGCUACAGCCAGCACUCCAUCCAGGUACAACACAUCCAGGUCAGCGAGCCUUCAGGCACUGGACAAGGUGCCACCCAGGUCACAGGUCAGCCUUUAAGUCCCACCUCCCAACAGCCUGGUCAGGACCUGAGCCCCACCCAGCUGACCCCUGUGACCUUAGCUCAGAGCCACACCUUGCAGACCAGUAGCACCCAGCAGCAGCAGCAGCAGCAGCAGCAGCAGCAGCAGGGGACUGUGCAGCAUGCUUACAUACCUGGGAACUGGAACUACAGAGGCUACUCAUCUGAGAUCCAGAUGAUGGCUCUACCUCAUGCUCAAUAUGUGAUAGCUGAGGCUAGCACACCUGUAUCUGGUGUCAACAGCAACCAGGUGAAAACGACACACUACGUUAUUUCUGAGGGUCAGACUGAGCUGGAGACCAAACAGACUGUUCCUCAGAACACAACCCAGGCACACACUGAACAUCUGGAGCAGCAGCCAACCAAUCAGCAACCCACCACACAGUACAUUAUCACCACAACCACCAAUGGCAGCGGCACUAGUGAAGUUCAUAUCACAAAACCCUGAACUGUACAGAGAUGCAAACCCAGCGGAGACCCAUGGACUGAUCCUGCAUGUAGACCUCAGCAGCUUGUACGCACAUAAACGAACAAACAAAAGUCAUAUGCACAUGGAUACAGACUUAUGUACACACAGAGCUAAUGGGUAUAAAUUGAUGACCAGCACAGUUUUAUGUGUCUAUAAAGUCUUAAAAUAUUAAAUAAGCUGGUAAAAUUAAGUUAGUAGAGAGAAAAAUGCAAGGUUUUGAUUUUGAACGGAAUAUUUUAGCAACAAAUAUAAAACUCAACCCUUGUUUUGUAAAGUGUAAUUUUUUUUUCAGAAACAUUUUCAUUGAAAUUGCUUAAAACAGUGGACAUUAUAUCAUUAUACCAAAUAUUGCGAAAGUAUGGAAAAUUAAAGUGAUCAUCUUACUGUGUGAGUUAAGAGUCUGAAGUGGUGGAAACAUUUUGUUGCUCAGUCCUUACGCAGCUUUGAGUGCCCAUUUUACAUAUUUGUAUAGUUACAGAAAUUUCUUCAAGUGUAGUAUUUGUAAACAAAAGUCUGUAAAGAAAUACAGAACUGAAAAAUAUAUAUAUAUAAAGUUGACCUUCUAAAGGUAAUUUUUGCCCAAUGUGAGUAUCCAACAACACAAUCUGUUAUAUUGUAUAUUACCAUAUUGUUGAUGAUAUCUGAUGUGAUUUUUCUCCAUUCAUUUCCUUUUUGGGAUGUCUCAGACAUCC